CCGCUGUCCCCUGCAGACGGGUGACGCCCUUCUGCGCAUGCUUGUGCGUCAGGAAGGAAGGAGUAGCCUCUCUCCAGCAUGGCGGCGACCAUAGACAACAGCAAUGCCAUACAGGCGGCCAAGAAAAAGCACCUCGGGAUCCCCGAAGCGGUGUUUGUGGAGGAUGUCGACUCAUUCAUGAAGCAACCCGGCAACGAGACGGCCGACGCAGCGCUGAGGAAGCUGGACGAACAAUACCAGAAAUAUAAAUACAUGGAGCUCAACCUGUCUCAGAAGAAACUCAGGUUGAAGAACCAGAUCCCACAAAUCACACAGACACUAGAAAUCCUUCGACACAUGCAGAAGAAAAAGGAAACCACAGAGCCCAUGGACACACACUUCCUAUUGGCUGACAGCGUUUACUGCAAGGCCCUAGUGCCGCCCACCAACAAAGUCUGCCUAUGGUUAGGGGCCAACGUCAUGUUAGAGUACGACAUCGACGAAGCCCAGGCUCUGCUAGAGAAGAACCUGUCCACGGCGUCUCGCAACCUCGAGACGCUCGAGGAGGAUCUGGACUUCCUGCGAGACCAGUUCACCACCACCGAAGUCAACAUGGCACGAGUCUACAACUGGGACGUGAAGAGAAGGAGCAGAGAAAACAUCAAAUCGGCCGAGAGCAAGUCUUAAUAUCAGCGAGUCCACUUCCCUUCCGCUAACAUCUGUCCUCGGGUCAAUAAAAGAAAAAAAAACAAACCCCGUCCCCCUAAAUCAUCAUCACAGUGUAUGUUCACCCCAGACUUCCACCACUACUGUUUUCUGUUGAUUUGUUACUUUUUAAAGUAUUUUUUCAAGUAAAAACUAACAAAAAAAGGCAAUUUUUUUGUAUUCUUUUUAAUGAUUUGUUGUUUUCUUUGGCAGAUUGUGAGUUGAGGGUUCUCUUGCAUUGUCUUUUUCCUCUCUGCAUUUUCUUUUUUUUUCUCCUCACCGACCUGAAACGUCUGUUUCUUGUCGGCCGCCGUUGACUUUCACAUGUUGGACUUUCAGUUGUUGUUAAGACACAGAAUCCGGCUCGUAGGGCGACGAUAACCUCAGCGGAAGACGGAACUAGUUCUGCCUUGUGGCUUCAGUUUUCAGAGGGAUCAUCCUGCUUCAAACCUGCUGCUCCUCCUCCGUCCUCAGACCUUCCACACUCCACCAUCUCCUCCUCUUCCUCCCCCUUCUUCUUGCCACCGUUCUGUCUGUAUUUAUUUGUCUCUCACUGUACUCAUUAAACAAUGAAUGAAGUAAAAGGAGAACAUUUGGGCAAAGAGA
Messenger RNA from Amphiprion ocellaris (clown anemonefish), 1290 nucleotides. RefSeq names its product von Hippel-Lindau binding protein 1 (gene vbp1). The transcript is spliced from 6 exons. Gene Ontology annotation, cellular component: prefoldin complex; cytoplasm. Gene Ontology annotation, molecular function: tubulin binding. Gene Ontology annotation, biological process: tubulin complex assembly; microtubule-based process; protein folding. The record is from RefSeq and is a predicted model, not a curated record. Lineage: Eukaryota; Metazoa; Chordata; Actinopteri; Pomacentridae. The coding region runs from base 79 to 666 and encodes 195 amino acids.